GAGUGCUACUUCCAGCGUUUAAAGUGCAGCACAUUAAAACUUGGAGACAGAAAAGCUUACAUGAUUGCACAUUUCACACCUCCCCUCCCUCCUCUUUUUUUGCCCCUGCAGGUGGAACUGACAGGCAGCAGUGUGUUUGACUACGUCCACCCAGGAGACCAUGUGGAGAUGGCAGAGCAGCUGGGCAUGAAGCUUCCCCCGGGGCGAGGCCUUCUCUCACAGGGUACAGCAGAGGAUGGAGCCAGCUCAGCAUCCUCAUCUUCCCAGUCCGAGACCCCCGAGCCAGUGGAAUCUACAAGCCCCAGUUUACUAACCACUGACAACACUCUAGAGCGCUCUUUUUUCAUCCGAAUGAAGUCUACACUGACCAAGCGAGGAGUGCACAUCAAAUCAUCAGGAUACAAGGUGAUUCAUAUAACGGGCCGGUUGCGUCUGAGAGUGUCACUGUCACAUGGACGGACAGUACCCAGCCAAAUCAUGGGACUUGUUGUCGUUGCUCAUGCUUUGCCACCUCCUACAAUUAAUGAAGUCAGGAUUGACUGCCACAUGUUUGUCACUCGUGUGAAUAUGGACCUCAAUAUCAUUUACUGUGAAAAUAGAAUUAGCGAUUACAUGGAUCUGACCCCUGUAGAUAUUGUAGGAAAGAGAUGUUACCACUUCAUUCAUGCUGAAGAUGUGGAAGGCAUCAGGCAUAGUCACUUAGACUUGCUGAAUAAGGGUCAAUGUGUAACAAAGUAUUACCGCUGGAUGCAGAAGAACGGAGGUUAUAUCUGGAUACAGUCUAGUGCAACCAUAGCUGUCAAUGCCAAGAACGCAAGUGAGAAGAAUAUCAUAUGGGUCAAUUAUCUUCUUAGUAACCCAGAGUACAAGGACACUCCAAUGGAUAUUGCACAACUUCCUCAUCUGCCAGAGAAGACCUCAGAAUCCUCAGAGACCUCUGACUCUGAAUCGGACUCAAAGGACAACUCAGAGGACAAUGAAAACUCAAAGUCAGAUGAGAAAGGAAACCAGUCAGAAAACAGUGAAGAUCCUGAAUCCGACAGGAAAAAGUCAGGAAAUCAGUCAGAUAACGAAAUGAACUGUAAUGAUGAUGGGAACAGCUCCAGCAACCAGGACAGCAGGGACAGUGAUGACAGCUUUGAAAACUCUGACUUUGAGAAUCAAAAGGCCCCUGAGGACAGUUUUGGCACUCUUGGCUCUAUGCAGAUCAAGGUGGAGCGCUAUGUUGAAAGUGAGUCAGACUUGCGGUUGCAGAACUGUGAAUCACUGACCUCGGACAGUGCCAAGGAUUCAGACAGUGCAGGUGAAGUAAAUGCCCAGUCUUCCAGCAAACAUCAGAAGAGGAAGAAGAGGAGAAAAAAGCAAAAGGGAGGCAGCAUGACCCGGAGAAGGCUGUCAAGCACCUCAAGUCCAAAUGGACUUGAUUCAGCUUUGGUGGACCAGCCCCAGCUGCUCUCGUCACCAAACAGUGCCUCAGUGCUCAAAAUUAAAACAGAAAUCUCAGAACCUAUCAAUUUUGAUAAUGAUAGCAGUAUUUGGAAUUACCCACCCAACAGGGAAAUCUCAAGGAAUGAAUCACCCUACAGUAUGACCAAGCCCCCCAGCUCCGAGCACUUCCCUUCCCCCCAAGCCAGCAGUAGUUUACACGUCUCCAUUCCAGACUCCGUUCUCACCCCACCAGGGACUGAAAAUACUGCCAGCCGUAAAACUCAAUUCAGCACCUCAUCCAACUCGGCCUUGGCUCCUGUGUCCUCUGACCCUUUGUCACCCCCACUUUCAGCAUCUCCACGGGACAAACAUCCAGGAGGUCCCACAACUUCCAACUCUUUGUUGUACACUGGGGAUCUGGAAGCCCUUCAGAGGUUACAAGCAGGCAAUGUGGUGCUUCCUUUGGUUCACAGGGUAACGGGAACCCUUGCUGCGACCAGCACUGCUGCUCAGAGGGUCUACACCACUGGCACUAUUCGGUAUGCUCCAGCUGAAGUUACUUUAGCCAUGCAGGGCAACCUCCUCCCCAACACCCAUGCUGUUAACUUUGUUGAUGUUAACAGCCCCAGCUUUGGGCUGGAUCCUAAAACACCAAUGGAAAUGCUCUACCACCAUGUUCACCGACUCAAUAUGUCGGGACCGUUUGGAAGUGCUGUGAGCGGGGCCAGUCUGACCCAAAUGCCUGCAGGGAAUGUGUUCACAACUGCCGAAGGACUUUUUUCCACUCUUCCAUUUCCUGUGUACAGCAAUGGCAUUCACACUACACAGACUCUGGAACGGAAAGAGGAUUGAAAUAUGACCACAUACUGUGUUCAGUGUUAUACUCUGAGGCAUAGACUAUGUUUUAAUUUAGACCUUUAAUUCUAGCACUUUGAAUUUGAGCAGGUCAGCUUAUUAUCUCAAUAUGAUGGUCCCCAUUUCAUUCCCUUUCUCUUUAACUUGACUUAUUCUUUAAUGUAAAGAUAUUUUUUUAUUUUUGCCUUCAGAGAGUCGAAGUACCAGUUGCCUGCCAUUUUGUCUUCUUCUAAGAUGUGUGUUUUUUCCUUUGCAUCUUUAUUAAGAUGCCUUUAAUAUGUGUAUGCCUCUGCCAUAGAAUACUCAGUGUUGUGGUAAAGAGAUUUUAAAGUGACAACCAUUGGUUUUACUGCAAAAUGAUCUUGAUGUGAUCAAGAUUAAAAGAGACAAGCAUAAACAAUGUGCCCUGUUUGACUAAGUCAAAUGAAAGGGGGGUUUUGUUCCUAAUUCCUUUAAAAUAGGGGAUAGUAUUUUAGAAUUUUAUGCAGAGUUUAAUUCUCUUUUUAUGGUUAAGAUUUUCUUACUUGCACAUAAAAUAAUUUGGGUUCUUAAAAAGUUAAUUUCUGGCCUGUGACUAGAAUGUUAAAAAGUUGGACUAAAUGUUAAUUACUGAAACUUUAACUUAAUUUCUAAAACCAUGGUGCUAUCAUUUAUUAAUCUGCAAUGUCUUCAUACAAUAUGCAGCUUGUGGGCUGGGUUUUUUGGAAAGAAUGUGUUCCGUACUGGUUUAUAGUGGGGUGCUGCAGUCUCCUUGGUUAGUUAAGACAAAAGCCCUCAUUAACAUUUGCUGCAGGACUUAAAAUUUUUUACCUCCAAACUAACAAGCAUAGCCUCACAUCAAAUUUAAAUGGGUCAGAAAGCCUUUUUCAAAAAGUGCUUAAAAACAAAAAACUCAAUUUAAUUGACGCAAGGAGCAGUUUCUUAGGUGCAUAUUGUUUUGCUUUAUUUUUUUCUCAGUGUAACUGAGGCUAAUUUUACAACAUCAAAUAACACUUCAGAGUAAAAAA
This is a messenger RNA of Acanthisitta chloris (rifleman), 3290 nucleotides long. RefSeq names its product neuronal PAS domain protein 3 (gene NPAS3). Gene Ontology annotation, biological process: regulation of transcription by RNA polymerase II. The annotation marks the transcript as partial. The record is from RefSeq and is a predicted model, not a curated record. Gene Ontology annotation, molecular function: protein binding; DNA-binding transcription factor activity, RNA polymerase II-specific; RNA polymerase II transcription regulatory region sequence-specific DNA binding. The transcript has 7 exons. NCBI's taxonomy places the organism in Eukaryota, Metazoa, Chordata, Aves, Passeriformes, Acanthisittidae.